Neoarius graeffei (lesser salmon catfish) is the source of this 1105-nucleotide messenger RNA. RefSeq names its product sialic acid synthase-like. NCBI's taxonomy places the organism in Eukaryota, Metazoa, Chordata, Actinopteri, Siluriformes, Ariidae. Gene Ontology annotation, biological process: carbohydrate biosynthetic process. Bases 72 to 989 code for a protein of 305 amino acids. The record is from RefSeq and is a predicted model, not a curated record. Gene Ontology annotation, molecular function: N-acylneuraminate-9-phosphate synthase activity. The transcript has 5 exons.
AGAACAUCUCAAAGAAAAGACACUCAAAUUCUCUACAUCAGCUUUCUCACAGGGUUAGAACCGAUUCAAAGAUGCCUCUCGAGUUCGAACUUUGUCCAGGAAGAAAGAUCGGGGGCUCAAACCCCUGUUUCAUCAUCGCAGAGAUCGGACAGAAUCAUCAAGGAGACGUUGAGAUUGCCAAGAAAAUGAUUCGCAUGGCUAAGAGCUGUGGUGCAGACUGUGUGAAAUUCCAGAAGACGGAACUCGAGCACAGGUUCACCAAGCGCGCGCUCGCGCGUCCCUACACCUCUCAGCACUCGUGGGGAAGCACAUACGGGGAUCACAAGCGCCACCUGGAGUUCAGUCAUGAGCAGUACAGGGAGCUGCAGCGCUUCGCGCAGGAAGUGGGAAUCUUCUUCACGGCCUCCGGGAUGGAUGAGGUGAGUGAGGGCAGAGCGCGAGCUGGACUGGACUGCCAUAGACAAUCUAACAAGAAGAAGAUGCUGCUGCUGCUGCUGCUGAUGAUGAUUAAGAAAAGUUGUCUCUCCGUACAGGAAUACCAGAAGGAAUUCCCGGAUAUUCCAAUUGGCUACUCUGGACACGAGUCAGGCAUCAGUGUGUCCGUGGCUGCUGUAGCUCUCGGGGCGAAGGUCCUGGAACGGCAUGUGUCCUUGGACAAAAGCUGGAAGGGCAGUGACCAUGCAGCAUCACUGGAGCCGGCUGAGCUGGAGGCACUGGUACGAGAGAUUCGGAUAGUGGAGAUGGCUAUGGGAUCUCCAGUGAAGCAGAUGCUGCCCUGUGAAGCCUCCUUCCGCAAAAAGCUGGGAAAGUCGGUGGUGGCAAAGAAGGCAAUGAAGAAAGGCACAGAAUUAACCCAAGACAUGCUGGGAGUGAAAGUGGCAGAACCGGAGGGCAUUGCACCGGAAAACAUCUGGAUGGUGGUGGGCAAGAAGAUCACAGUCGAUGUGGAGGAAGACGACACCAUCACAAACGACAUGAUUCAAGACUGAUGGUUUCAUUUGAAUGUGUGGGGUGUUUUCCUAUUCUCUGUAUGAACUGGGGUGUUUUAUUUCAUAUAUUUGUACGAUGGAAAACUGUGGAAUUUAAAAUCAAUUUUAUUGUUAAA